Molecule: messenger RNA, 2186 nt
Organism: Glossina fuscipes
Lineage: Eukaryota; Metazoa; Arthropoda; Insecta; Diptera; Glossinidae
Product: poly(U)-binding-splicing factor half pint-like
Exons: 6
Coding region: 309-2186 (625 amino acids)
Biological process (GO): alternative mRNA splicing, via spliceosome; mRNA splice site recognition; regulation of alternative mRNA splicing, via spliceosome
Cellular component (GO): precatalytic spliceosome; catalytic step 2 spliceosome
Molecular function (GO): RNA binding
Source: RefSeq, a predicted model, not a curated record
AAAAUUAAAAAACAAAAAAAAAAAAAGAAAAAAAACAAGAAAAGAAAAGAAAAAGACUCAUUUCCGGCAGGGUUUUUUGCCCGAAUCUAAAUGGAAAAAAAAGCUGCUAUUUAACACACACAGAUCGAAUCUAGCGGAUCGCUUUUUUCUUUUUCUCUUUUUUUCUAUUUCUAUUGGUCGAUAAUUGCAAUGGAAGUUUGAAUGAAGGCUUUUCUACAUAAAAUUGUUUUAGUUCAAUUCUUCCUAUCUACUCACAUAUUAGAGAAAAAUUGUUGUCAGACAAAACACGAUAUCGCGCAUAUAUAUCUAUGUAUAUACACAGCUAUUAUAUAUGGGCGUACAUUUGGGAAAUGGGAAAAUCCUUUGAAUCAAAAAUUCCUUACAUUUCCCAGCCAAUAUAUGAUCUUAAACAGAGCGGUGAUGUAAAAUUUGGACCGGGCACACGAUCAGCAUUAUUGGGAUUGCUUGGCGGCGCUUUACCGAAACUCACUUCGGAGCAGCAUGAAUUAGUUAGUAAAGCGAAAAAAUAUGCUAUGGAACAGAGCAUUAAAAUGGUUUUAAUGAAACAAACGCUUGCUCAUCAACAACAGCAAUUGGCUUCACAACGUACACAAGUACAAAGACAGCAGGCUUUGGCAUUAAUGUGCAGGGUUUAUGUGGGCAGCAUUUCAUUUGAAUUGAAAGAGGACACAAUUAGAGCGGCAUUUCUUCCUUUUGGACCAAUUAAAUCAAUUAAUAUGUCGUGGGAUCCUAUAACACAAAAACAUAAAGGAUUUGCUUUUGUCGAAUAUGAGAUUCCCGAAGGCGCUCAAUUAGCAUUAGAGCAAAUGAAUGGAGCAUUGAUGGGCGGUCGUAAUAUUAAGGUCGGCCGUCCAAGUAAUAUGCCACAAGCUCAGCAAGUUAUUGAUGAGAUCCAAGAAGAAGCGAAAAGUUUUAAUCGUAUCUACGUUGCGUCAAUACAUCCGGACCUAUCGGAGGAAGAUAUCAAGAGUGUUUUCGAAGCGUUUGGGCCAAUUUUGUAUUGCAAAUUAGCGCCAGGCACUUCUCUUCACACUCACAAGGGUUACGGUUUCAUUGAAUACGCUAAUAAACAAGCUAUGGAUGAAGCUAUUGCAAGCAUGAAUCUUUUCGAUUUGGGCGGACAAUUGUUGAGAGUUGGUCGCUCGAUAACUCCACCAAAUGCACUCGUUUGCCCAACCACAAAUUCAACAAUGCCAACUGCUGCUGCUGUGGCGGCGGCUGCCGCUACCGCAAAAAUACAGGCCUUAGAUGCUGUGGCUAGUAAUGCAGUUUUGGGUUUAUCAGCGACAACUCCAACUUUAGGUAUUUCUCCACUAGCAGCCGCAAAAGUGGCGGCAUUGCCAUUGGCCGCCGCCGCCAAUGCUUUACAUCCGAGCAUUACGUUACCAACGGCAGCUGGAGCCGCAUUCCUUCAGGCUGGCAUGUUUCAAACUCCGGGGCUCGCGUCUAAUCUACUGGCCGCUUCGACGCUUCAAACAGUUAAUACAACUGCAGCAUUAUCAGCGUCAAAAGCAAUACUUGGAACUGCUGUUAAUACCGCAGCAGCGAUUCCAUUGCUGGGUAAAAUUAACACGGGCACUACAGACGUCCUAACCAAUGUUACGAUAGCCGGACGAGCGGCCGCGAUCGCAGUACCUAAUAAUAAUAAUGUGACAACUACACCGUCAGCGGCAACUACAGUGGCAGUAGCACAGGCCGAACAAAUUAAGAAAGCUCACGAAAAGCAACAGGAGGAAUUGCAAAAGAAAUUAUUGGAAGAAGGUGAAACGCAGACAUUACAGCAACAAGAAAAUAUGUCAAUUAAGGGACAAAGCGCCAGACAAUUUGUUAUGCAACGUUUGAUGAGGCCACAGGAAUCGCGCGUUAUAAUCUUGCGUAAUAUGGUUGGACCUGAAGAUGUUGAUGAGACACUGCAAGAAGAAAUUCAAGAAGAGUGCACCAAGUUCGGUACCGUUAGCCGAGUAAUAAUAUUUAAUGAGAAACAAACUGAAAACGAAGAUGACGAUGAAGCCGAAAUUAUUGUUAAAAUCUUUGUAGAAUUUUCUUCAUCUGCCGAAGCUGUUCGCGGCAAAGAAGCGCUAAACGGUCGCUUCUUUGGCGGUCGGCGAGUACACGCUGAAUUAUAUGAUCAAUCACUGUUCGAUCAUGGUGAUUUAUCUGGUUAA